Messenger RNA from Oldenlandia corymbosa var. corymbosa, 4405 nucleotides. NCBI's taxonomy places the organism in Eukaryota, Viridiplantae, Streptophyta, Magnoliopsida, Gentianales, Rubiaceae. The record is from the annotation of a GenBank genome assembly.
AAAAUAAACAACAUUAAUUAUUUUUACUGAAGUCGAAAAAACACAGUUCCUAUAUAUUUGCCACCAUUUCUCACUGCGUUUAGCACAAGAGAAAAUCUACACUAAUUUUUCCCCCUGAUUUUCUCCCCCUCACAGAAAUUUAAUCAGUAUUCUUAUUCCUUUUUUUUAUUUUUUUUUUCCCUCAAAUUCCAGAAACAUCAUCUCUCAUCCCAUUUUCUUCUGUUACUUCAGAUUUUUCAAAAAUCGUGUUAUAAGUUUCAGUGGUGGUGGUGGAGGAGGAGGGCGGUGGUGCUGAUUGGCUAUGGCGGGAAAUGAUUGGAUAAACAGUUACUUGGAGGCAAUUCUGGAUGUGGGUCCUGGGCUAGUUGGUGAUGCUAAGUCCUCUCUGCUGCUUAGGGAAAGAGGGAGAUUCAGCCCAACUCGCUACUUUGUGGAGGAAGUCAUCACCGGCUUUGAUGAAACCGAUCUCCACCGCUCAUGGGCUCGAGCACAAGCUACUAGGAGUCCUCAAGAGAGGAACACAAGACUUGAGAAUCUAUGUUGGCGUAUAUGGAAUUUGGCUCGCCAGAAGAAGCAGCUCGAAGAAAAGCAAGCUCAGAGGCUUGCUAAACGCCGCAUGGAAAGAGAGAGGGGACGACGAGAAGCAGUUGCUGAUAUGUCAGAGGACUUGUCUGAGGGUGAAAAAGGAGAAACCAUGGGUGACAUAUCAGCACAUGGGGAGAGCAAACCGGGUCGUUUACCUAGAAUAAGUUCGGUAGAAACAAUGGAGGCCUGGGCUAGUCAUCAGAAAGAAAAGAAGCUAUAUAUCGUAUUGAUUAGUCUUCAUGGAUUAAUACGGGGUGAAAACAUGGAGCUUGGCCGGGAUUCUGAUACUGGUGGUCAGGUGAAGUAUGUUGUUGAACUUGCAAGGGCUUUAGGUUCAAUGCCAGGUGUCUAUCGGGUUGAUUUACUUACUAGGCAAGUAUCAUCGCCAGAAGUAGAUUGGAGCUAUGGGGAACCUACAGAGAUGUUGCCUCCUAGAAAUUCAGAAGGUUUAAGUGAGAUGGGGGAGAGUAGUGGUGCUUAUAUCAUUCGAAUUCCUUUUGGUCCUAAAGACAAAUAUAUACCUAAGGAGCUUCUUUGGCCUCAUAUUUCUGAAUUUGUUGAUGGUGCUCUUAGCCAUAUAAUACAAAUGUCAAAAGUUCUUGGUGAGCAAAUUGGUGGUGGACAUCUUGUGUGGCCUGCUGCUAUUCAUGGGCAUUAUGCAGAUGCUGGUGACUCUGCAGCUCUUCUGUCUGGUGCUCUUAAUGUGCCCAUGCUCUUCACUGGUCACUCACUUGGCCGAGAUAAAUUGGAACAACUUCUGAGGCAGGGUAGACUCUCAAGGGAUGAAAUAAAUUCGACGUACAAAAUAAUGCGAAGGAUUGAGGCUGAAGAGAUAUCCCUGGAUGCUUCUGAAAUUGUCAUAACUAGCACAAGACAGGAAAUUGAGGAGCAAUGGCGUCUAUAUGAUGGAUUUGAUCCAAUACUAGAGCGGAAGUUGCGUGCCAGGAUUAGGCGUAAUGUUAGCUGCUAUGGAAGAUUCAUGCCUCGUAUGGCUGUAAUCCCCCCGGGGAUGGAAUUCCAUCACAUUGUUCCACAUGAUGGGGAUAUUGAUGGUGAAACUGAAGGGAACGAAGAUGGAAAGUCUCCAGAUCCACCUAUAUGGGGAGAGAUUAUGCGCUUCUUCUCUAAUCCGCGAAAGCCAAUGAUACUGGCCCUUGCCAGGCCGGACCCUAAGAAAAACCUAACUACACUUGUUAAAGCAUUUGGGGAAUGUCGUCCACUGCGAGAGCUUGCCAACCUUACGUUAAUAAUGGGCAACAGGGAUAAUGUUGAUGACAUGUCGAGCACUAGUGCUUCUGUUCUUCUUUCAAUACUGAAGUUGAUAGAUAAGUAUGAUCUUUAUGGUCAAGUGGCAUACCCAAAACACCAUAAGCAGUCUGAUGUUCCUGACAUAUAUCGUCUUGCUGCAAAGACAAAGGGUGUUUUUAUCAAUCCAGCUUUUAUUGAACCUUUUGGGCUUACUCUGAUUGAGGCAGCUGCUCAUGGUUUGCCUAUGGUUGCCACAAAAAAUGGUGGACCUGUUGACAUACAUAGGGUUCUUGACAAUGGUCUUCUUGUUGAUCCUCAUGAUCAACAGUCAAUUGCUGAUGCUCUGUUGAAACUGGUUGCUGAUAAGCAACUUUGGGCAAAAUGCCGUGCGAAUGGAUUGAAAAACAUUCAUCUCUUCUCUUGGCCUGAACACUGCAAAACAUAUUUGACGAAAUUGGCAAGUUGCAAGCCCAGGCAACCGCGGUGGUUGAGUAAUAAUGAUGAUGAUGACGAAAACUCAGAAUCAGAUUCACCUAGUGAUUCCUUAAGAGAUAUACAGGAUAUAUCUUUGAAUUUAAAGUUUUCACUUGAUGGAGAAAAAAAUGUGAGUAGAGAAAAUUCAGAUAAUUUCUCAGACGCUGAUGAUCGCAAGAACAAGUUAGAAAAUGCUGUUUUGAGCUGGUCCAAGGGUGUUCUAAAGAGCUCACAGAGAUCUGGAUCUGUAGAUAAAAGUGACCCGAAUGCCGCUGGUAAAUUCCCAGCACUGAGGCGGAGGAAACAUAUUUUUGUGAUUGCGGUGGAUUGUGAUGCUUCUUCAGGCCUUUCUGAAAGUGUGAAAAAGAUAUUUGAUGCUGUGGAGAAGGAAAAGGCAGAAGGCUCUGUAGGAUUCAUAUUGGCCACAUCUUUUACCUUUUUGGAAUUGCGUUCGUUUCUGGUUUCAGAAGGCUUGAGUGCAACUGAUUUUGAUGCCUUCAUUUGCAAUAGUGGUGGUGAUCUUUAUUAUUCAUCCCCUAACUCUGAUGAUAACCCUUUUAUAGUUGACUUGUAUUACCAUUCACAUAUUGAAUAUCGAUGGGGAGGUGAAGGAUUGAGGAAGACGUUGGUUCGGUGGGCAUCUUCAUUUACAGAAAAAGUUGGUGACAAAGAAGAACAGAUCGUAGUUGAGGAUGAAAAGAACUCAGCCGAUUACUGUUAUUCAUUUAAAGUUCGCAAGCCUGGCAUGGUUCCUCCAGUAAGGGAAAUCAGGAAGCUGAUGAGGAUUCAGGCGCUCCGCUGUCAUGUUAUUUAUUGUCAAAGUGGGACUAAAAUUAAUGUCAUUCCAGUGUUAGCAUCUCGGUGCCAAGCACUCAGGUAUUUGUAUCUUCGAUGGGGUAUGGAUUUGUCGAAGGUGGUUGUCUUUGUGGGAGAAAGUGGGGACACUGAUUACGAAGGAAUGCUUGGUGGUGUACACAAGUCUGUGAUAUUAAAAGGAGUCUGCAAUGGGGCCAGCAGCCAACUUCAUUCCAACAGAAGCUACCCACUUACUGAUGUGGUUGCCUUGGACAGCCCUAAUGUUAUUCAGACAACUGAAGAAUGCAGCAGUGAUGAACUCCGUUCCUCACUAGACAAUUUUGGUGUUUUCAAAAGCUAAUAAAUAUGUGAACGUCCUUCAAUAUUUUUUGUUUUGUUGUAAGCUUUUGACAAUUGACAUGAAGAAAUAUUUCAUGCCUAAUGGGAAGGGGCAUCUUUUGUUCCUUCAACAGCAUAUAUAUAUUCCCCACAUACUCGAAAGAAAAGUAUAAUAAUCAUAUAUAACUUGAAUUUUUUUUAAUCCUUUUGUUGGACCCUUGAUGAAACACUGAUCAGAGUUGUUUUCUUCUAUUGUACCCUUUUGCCGGUGUAGCCGAAAGGCUGUAAUGCUCAGCUAUAGAAUUGACACUCCAAUCAUGAUACAUGAGAUUAGAUGUAUUAUAUGUAUAUAGUUUGCUUGUGUUUAGAGUGAAACUUCUCAUAUGAAUAAGUUAAUGCAGGAAUACAAAAGAAGAAUCUUUGUCCUGUACCAUGGUUUUGUCACAACUCGUGCUGGGUUGUAAAAGAUGCUAUGUGCUUUUUCCAUGUGCAAUCCCAACGAUUCGGCCGCAACAAUUUGGGUUACUUGUGAACCAUAGUAAAAUACAACACGGUUGCUGGUUCUUCUGGGUAUAAAUCAUUGUCGGGUUUUACCUUGAAUUCUAAACGUAGAAGAAACUCUGCGGAUGAAUUAGGAGGAGCAUAUCAGAUAAUCUGGAGAUUCUCUCAGUUCGAUUUGUCUUCGUCAAAUUCCAUGGAAGGAAAGGCAAACAGAUUCACCAAACGUUUGAUAUUGUGAGGAUUCCGCAUCCUUUCUUGCUAUACAUGAAGCAUUGAAAACGAACCUACGACUAAUAAAACUUCUCGAAAUGGACUGAAGUCUAUACGAAGAAUUUGUUCCGCAAUCCACAUCACAGAAUCUUAUGCCUAGUUUUUGUGUACGAUGAUGUACUAGAAAAGCAAUUAGUAAUAACGGGUACAGCAACUUGUAACUAAAAUGUGUCACGUCAAACCUAAAAACACC